AUGAUCAUGGAGAAGGGGAUGAGUUCAGCAGAAGGUCUGCCUUCCAAAUCAUCUCAGGUUAUGGCUGUUAAGGUAACAGCCAAAGAGCAUGAAACAAAAUUACCCCAUAAAGAGAAGCGUGUAGGAUUUGUGUUGGUGCAUGCAGGUGCAGGUUAUCACUCUGAAUCCAAAGCUAAAGAAUAUAAACAUGUGUGCAAAAGAGCUUGCCAAAAGGCUAUUGAACAACUACAGGCUGGUGCCCUAGCAACAGACGCAGUGACUGCAGCUCUAGUUGAACUAGAGGAUUCCCCUUUUACAAAUGCAGGAAUGGGCUCCAAUUUAAACCUUUUGGGUGAGAUAGAAUGUGAUGCCAGCAUUAUGGAUGGAAAGUCCUUAAAUUUUGGAGCGGUUGGAGCACUGAGUGGAAUCAAGAAUCCAGUUUCAGUUGCAAAUAGAUUGUUGUGUGAAGGGCAGAAGGGAAAACUCUCUGCUGGCAGAAUUCCUCCCUGCUUUUUAGUUGGAGAAGGAGCCUAUAGAUGGGCAGUGGAUCAUGGAAUACCCUCAUGUUCUCCAGGUGUUAUGACUACAAGAUUCAGUCUAGCAGCCUUUAAAAGAAACAAGAGGAAGUUAGAGCUGGCAGAAAGGGUGGAAACAGAUCUCAUUCAACUAAAGAAAAGAAGACAAUCAAGUGAAAAGGAAAAUGACUCAGGAACUUUGGACACAGUUGGUGCAGUAGUUGUUGAUCAAGAAGGAAAUGUUGCUGCUGCUGUUUCCAGUGGAGGUCUAGCUUUGAAACAUCCUGGGAGAGUUGGUCAGGCUGCUCUUUAUGGAUGUGGCUGCUGGGCUGAAAAUACUGGCGUUCAAAAUCCUUACUCUACAGCUGUGAGUACCUCAGGCUGUGGAGAGCACCUUGUACGUACAAUACUGGCCAGAGAAUGUUCACAUGCUUUGCAAGCUGAAGAUGCCCACCAAGCUUUGCUCGAAACUAUGCAAAACAAGUUCAUCAGUUCACCUUUCCUAGCCAAUGAAGAAGGUGUACUUGGAGGGGUGAUAGUUCUUCGAUCUUGUAGAUGUUCUGCAGAACCUGACUCCUCACAAGAUAAACAGACACUUCUAGUGGAAUUUCUAUGGAGUCAUACAACUGAGAGCAUGUGUGUUGGAUAUAUGUCUGCUCAGGAUGGCAAAGCCAAGACUCACAUUUCAAGACUUCCUCCUGGCGCUGUAGCGGGACAGUCAGUGGCAAUUGAAGGAGGAGUUUGCCGUUUGGAGAGCUCAGUGAACUGAACGCCUCUAGCUCAGCAUGAAGUGUUUAAAUGGCACUUGGGGAUCUGAGCUGGUUUUUAAACAGAUAUUGGGUAUUUUAUUCUCAUUUUAUCUUUCUUAUUGCAACCUCGUGCACCAUAACUUGAGACACAAGUGCUGCUGUAGUCUCUACUCUUAGUGAUGUGUGAGUGUGUGACAGUGUAAGGGUAUGACUAUGUGAGCAGAUGUAUGUGUGUGUGUUUCCCCCAAUGGAAUAGAAUCUCCUUUUCCUCAUCGUGCAAAU
Messenger RNA from Gracilinanus agilis (Agile Gracile Mouse Opossum), 1525 nucleotides. It is a transcript of the gene TASP1, whose product is annotated as taspase 1. Bases 1 to 1263 code for a protein of 420 amino acids. Gene Ontology annotation, molecular function: threonine-type endopeptidase activity. Gene Ontology annotation, biological process: protein maturation. The transcript is spliced from 13 exons. The record is from RefSeq and is a predicted model, not a curated record. Lineage: Eukaryota; Metazoa; Chordata; Mammalia; Didelphimorphia; Didelphidae.